AUGGACGCCUCCCUCCUCCUCUCCGUCGCGCUCGCGGCGGUGCUGAUCCCGCUCUCGCUCGCGCUCCUCAACCGGCUCCGCCUCGGCCGCCUGCCGCCGGGCCCGCGGCCGUGGCCCGUCCUGGGCAACCUGCGCCAGAUCAAGCCGAUCCGGUGCCGCUGCUUCCAGGAGUGGGCGGAGCGGUAUGGGCCCGUCAUCUCCGUCUGGUUCGGGUCCGGCCUCACCGUCGUCGUCUCCACCUCGGAGCUCGCCAAGGAGGUGCUCAAGGAGAAUGACCAGCAGCUCGCGGACCGGCCGCGGAACCGCUCCACCCAGCGGUUCAGCCGCAACGGGCAGGACCUGAUCUGGGCCGACUACGGCCCGCACUACAUCAAGGUGCGCAAGCUCUGCAACCUCGAGCUCUUCACGCCCAAGAGGCUCGAGGCGCUGCGCCCCAUCCGGGAGGACGAGGUCACCGCCAUGGUCGAGUCCGUCCACCACGCCGCCACUGCCCCGGGUAAUGAAGGAAAGCCAAUGGUAGUGCGGAACCACCUUUCUAUGGUGGCCUUCAACAACAUAACAAGGCUGGCAUUUGGGAAACGAUUCAUGAAUGCAAACGGUGACAUUGACGAACAAGGGCGUGAGUUUAAGACUAUUGUGAACAAUGGGAUCAAGAUUGGUGCAUCUCUCUCUGUUGCUGAGUUUAUUUGGUAUUUGAGAUGGUUGUGUCCACUUAAUGAGGAGCUUUACAAAACUCACAAUGAGAGAAGGGACCGCCUGACAAUGAAGAUCAUUGAUGAGCACGCUAAGUCUCUCAAGGAGAGUGGUGCCAAGCAGCACUUUGUGGAUGCACUCUUCACCCUCAAAGAACAGUAUGACCUUAGUGAAGACACAGUUAUUGGACUUCUAUGGGACAUGAUCACUGCUGGAAUGGACACAACCGUCAUCUCCGUCGAGUGGGCAAUGGCAGAGCUGGUUAGGAACCCCAGGGUGCAGAAGAAGCUGCAAGAGGAGCUCGACCGUGUGGCCGUUGUCAAGGAGUCGCUCCGGCUGCACCCGCCGACGCCACUCAUGCUCCCCCACAAGGCCAGCACGAAUGUCAAGAUCGGUGGCUACGACAUCCCCAAGGGCGCCAACGUGAUGGUGAACGUGUGGGCGGUGGCGCGUGAUCCCAAGGUCUGGAGCAAUCCGCUGGAGUACAGGCCGGAGCGCUUCCUGGAGGAGAACAUCGACAUCAAGGGCAGCGACUUCAGGGUGCUGCCGUUCGGUGCCGGCCGGCGUGUAUGCCCUGGUGCGCAGCUCGGCAUCAACCUCGUGGCCUCCAUGAUCGGGCACCUUCUGCACCACUUCGAGUGGUCCCUGCCUGAAGGCACCAGACCGGAGGACGUUAACAUGAUGGAGUCCCCCGGGCUCGUCACGUUCAUGGGCACACCGCUGCGAGCUGUCGCCAAGCCGCGCCUGGAGGAGGAGGAGCUGUACAAUAGGGUCCCCGUUGAGAUGUGA
Messenger RNA from Miscanthus lutarioriparius, 1482 nucleotides. The record is from the annotation of a GenBank genome assembly. NCBI's taxonomy places the organism in Eukaryota, Viridiplantae, Streptophyta, Magnoliopsida, Poales, Poaceae.